UAUCAAGUCUGACGCAGAGCUGGCCAUAUUUCUCCACAACAGAUGAUAACGUGUUGACUCGUGAUGAGCAGAUCAUCCUGGGUGUGCUGUUGUCCUUCUUCCUGGCCUUGUUCCUCAUCCUCCUCAUCUAUGCCUCAGUGCGGUGAAUCUAAAAGCACAUCCUCAAGGCUUUUGUUUGUACACAAAUAAUGUCAUCCAAGAUGUGUAUUAUAACAUGGAAAAGCAUCCACCAAAGGAAGUUGGAGGGCGGGACUUACUCCCCUCGGGAGGCAGAGAUUGUCGACACCAAGUUCAAGCUGGACCAGCUCAUCGCUGUGGCUGACCUGGAACUCAAGGAGGAAAAGAUAAACCGGUAUUCGUCCUUCUUCCGACGGAAGGAGAUAUUUGUCAUCCAGCUUCUCAGUUAUAGAAAGUCUCUCAAGCCGGUCACCAAGAAGGGCUUCCUUCAGCACGUGGAAGACUUGUGUGCCAACGACAAUGCCAAGUUCCAGGAGGAGUUCUCAGAGCUUCCCAAGCUGUUACCAGACUUGGCAACAUCAGAUGCCAAUCUGCCCUGGAACCGUUGAACCGCUUCACCAAUGUCAAGC
This is a messenger RNA of Alosa sapidissima (American shad), 587 nucleotides long. RefSeq names its product phosphatidylinositol phosphatase PTPRQ-like. The transcript is spliced from 7 exons. The record is from RefSeq and is a predicted model, not a curated record. Lineage: Eukaryota; Metazoa; Chordata; Actinopteri; Clupeiformes; Clupeidae. Bases 189 to 566 code for a protein of 125 amino acids.